UUAUUCGUGCAACAAGUGGUUUUCCGCGCAGAUUUGACAUUCACCAAAAUGUCCACGUCGGUGAAGCAUCGUGAAUUCGUAUCCGAGCCGAUGGGCGAAAAAGAGGUUACCGCUGUUGCUGGAAUUGGUCCCACAUAUGGAGAAAAACUCACCAAAGCUGGCUUUGAUAAGAGACCGAAAUUCCGAUUAUUCGUGCAACAAGUGGUUUCUCGUGCAAAUUUGACAUUCACCAAAAUGUCCACAUCGGUGAAGCAUCGUGAAUUCGUAUCCGAGCCGAUGGGCGAAAAGGAAGUCACCGCUGUUGCCGGAAUUGGUCCCACAUAUGGAGAAAAACUCACCAAAGCUGGCUUUGAUAAGUUUCUGCUUCUGAAGAAAGAAAAACAGCUUUUUAUCGACUGGUUCAAAGACAUAACCGGAGCAAGUAGCAAUCAUGCACUGUCAGCGUACAAUUGUUUGAAUGAAUGGAGUGAGCAGUACAUCUAA
Gongylonema pulchrum is the source of this 483-nucleotide messenger RNA. Lineage: Eukaryota; Metazoa; Nematoda; Chromadorea; Rhabditida; Gongylonematidae. The record is from the annotation of a GenBank genome assembly.